Messenger RNA from Thunnus maccoyii (southern bluefin tuna), 727 nucleotides. RefSeq lists its product as uncharacterized. Lineage: Eukaryota; Metazoa; Chordata; Actinopteri; Scombriformes; Scombridae. The transcript is spliced from 2 exons. Bases 1 to 603 code for a protein of 200 amino acids. The record is from RefSeq and is a predicted model, not a curated record.
AUGACGGCGCUGGUUCCUCGGUGGGGCAGCGAAGAACGCAGGGUGGUCGACUCAGUCGGUAGACAGCGGGGCGUAGAAGUUAUCCGCGUCUCCGUGGAGAAAAUCCUUUCUCCCUACUGCAGGUAUCGGGUGAGAGUGCUGGGUUGCAAACAGCAGUCUCUCGCGGAUCCGGUAACGUUACGGUGUUCGGAUGAACACGGGUCGAGGUCUCGUCUCGUCCAGCGAGGGGAGAUACUCCAAAAGAAAAGGGGGAAUAGCACACGUGUACAAGUCCCUUUCGUUGGCGAUCCAGGUGAUCAACAUCAGAUUGACUGUUUAAAGAAAAAGCUUGCUAGCACUCUAGAGGUCAACAAGGCUCUCUCCAACGAAGUAAGAAAUCGUGAAAUGCGGGUACAGAGCAAUGCUAAAACUGCACACGAGGAAAGGGCCGCUUUAAUUGGACAUAUAAAUAAAAUGGUUGAGAAGCACAAACCACAGAAAGCAAAAUCAACCAGUAACCUAGGCUGUGUCCCAGUUAAAUUGCCACCUAUUAAAAAGCCUCAUCCUCCUACAGAACAGCAGCAGCACUUUUUAAGCUCAGAGCUCAGACGGCUCAGCAGUUAGCACAGCGGCCUCAUAUCCCGCCUUCCACAUGCCCACAUUCAACCAUUAAUGGUCAAUGCAAAAGCAUUCAUGAAUAUAAAAAAUGCAGAUAAUUGGGCUCCCAGUAGAAACCUGCUGAACAACU